GUGGACGCGGGGCACGCGGGCGCGGGGCGGUGCUCCCUGCCGCCAGACGGUCGCGCCACCGCCGCGCAGGCUGGCGGGGCGCGGCCGGGGACCGGGCCCCGGCGGGCGCCUGGGGCCCUGCCCUCGGCCCUGUGCGUCUGGCCGGGCGUCGGCGAGGGAGACUGGCUCUCGCUCGACGGCCGCACGGCGCUGCGCCGGCAGGCGCACGUGGACUUCGCGACGCACGUGCCAGCGAGGGUGCUGAUGCAGGACCUGGGCUUCCUCCAGAAGCUGGGCUCGCCCAAGAGCGACGCCCUCCCCCUGGGCGCGCCGCCGCAGCCGCAGCAGCAGCAGCGGCCAGCGCACGCGCCCAGCGCCGGCUCGCCGCAGGCCGCCGCGGAGCGCCC
Messenger RNA from Prorocentrum cordatum, 386 nucleotides. Lineage: Eukaryota; Dinophyceae; Prorocentrales; Prorocentraceae. The record is from the annotation of a GenBank genome assembly.